CAUCCCCAUCCAGUGCUUCACACAGUGAUCUGGUCCCGGUCCUGCAGCAGAGAUGACCAUCAGAACCGCCCGUCCGGACCGGACCCAGCAUGUCAGGCCCCGGAUCCACUGCCUGAAGAAGAUGGAGGCCUUCGUAGUGGAGAUGCAGGAUCCCAAAAAUGGGAUUAAAGGCUCGGAGCAGAAACUGAACGUCACCACCAUCCCCCAUGUCAUCGCAGGGAAAGACAUCAUUUCCUGGAUCACCAACAAGAUGAAGACCACGGCCGAAGAGGCCGAGGCGUUCGGCACCAUGCUGGUGGCGUACGGAUACGUCUACCCUCUGCAGAACCACAAGAAGCUGGUCAUGUGCAACGACGCCACGCUGUACCGCUUCCAGACUCCAUACUUCUGGCCCACAGAGAAAUGGGUGGCGGAGGAUUCGGACUAUGCGAUCUACCUGGCGAAGAGGAACAUCCGAAAGAAAGGCAUGCUGGAGGCGUACGAGCAGGCUCACUACAACCACCUCCACGAGUGGCUCAACCACAAGUGGGACUUCAUCGUGAUGCAGGCCAGCGAGCAGUACAAGGCGGGGAAGGAGAGGAAGAAGCCGGACCGGGUGGUGUUUGACUGUCAGGAGCGAGCCUACUGGAUCGUCAACCGGCCUCCGCGCCGCACUCACAGCGCUCUGGACUCCGGGCCAGAUCGACUCAUUGAUCCCAUCACAGAGAAAGUGACCUUUGACCAGUACAGACGCAGAAACAUGUUUUAUCAGCAAGCCAUCAUGAGGUCAAAGGUCAAAUCGAGUGUGUCUCUGGGAGCGUUGGUCAAAUACAUCACUACGUAUAAAAACCACGACCCCUUCCUGGCUCCCUGCGCUCCCAGCAACCCCUGGCAAACGGACGACGACUCCUACUGGACGCUGAACAUGAGAAGAGUGGAUCUUCCCACCAAGAUGCGGGUGGAGCGCUGGUCCUUCAGCCUGUUCGAGCUGCUCAGUGACCUGAGGGGUCGGGACGACUUCAAGAUCUUCCUCAAGAAGGAGUUCAGCGGUGAGAACUUGGCUUUCUGGGAAGCGGCUGAAGAGCUGAAGUGGGGAACUGCGUCCUCCAUGUCCACCAAAGCUGAGACCAUCUUCAAGACCUUCCUGGCCCCCGGCGCCCCCCGCUGGAUCAACAUUGACGGCAGGACGAUGGGCUUGACGGUGAAAGGUCUGGACCAUCCUCACCGCUACGUGCUGGAGGCGGCUCAGACUCACGUCUUCCUGCUGAUGAAGAAGGACACUUUCUUUCGCUAUUUGAAGUCACCUGUGUACAAAGACAUCCAGAAGAAGGCGCUGAACCCCGAGCCUCAUAACUUCAGUCCCGCUCAGCUGGAGCAGAACGCCAAGAACCGCAACCCGGGCAUCCACCCCAUCCUGCUGUGGCAGCAGGAGGAGGAGGAGAAGGCCAAGGCCGCCGCCGCCGCCGCGCCCGUCGACGUCAAGGCCAUGAUGAACAAGAUCGACCGCAAGAAGUAGAGCCACGCCGCGCAGCGCCCGCGCGUGUGUGUGUGUGUGUGAGAGAGAGAGAGAGAGAGAGAGAGACUUCAGGUUGUUUCAGCUCAUUUCCCAGCAAGCUGACUUCAGCAGUGUGUUUGAGUCGCUGUCAUAUUGAUUGAUCCCAUCGUAUCAUCAGUAAAUAAACUUUAAAGCGUAGAGUUCCUCGCUGUUUCAGCCGACAGGAAUUCAUGAUUGAUCUCAUUUUACCCGACUGGCCACGCCGCUUUAGGACGGGCUAACUGCUCUCAUAGUGGAGAUUAUUCACUGCUGGAGUGUGUGUGUGUGAGUGUGUGUGUGUGUGUGUGUGAGUGUGUGUGUGUAAAUGUCACUGUAGCAGUCUGCGAGACACACAUUUCACCUCGAUUUUCACUGAAUCAUCUCUGGAAGACAUGAACGUACCGACGGCAGUAGAAGUAA
This is a messenger RNA of Salarias fasciatus (jewelled blenny), 1933 nucleotides long. RefSeq names its product regulator of G protein signaling 9a (gene rgs9a). Bases 53 to 1495 code for a protein of 480 amino acids. Gene Ontology annotation, molecular function: GTPase activator activity. Lineage: Eukaryota; Metazoa; Chordata; Actinopteri; Blenniiformes; Blenniidae. Gene Ontology annotation, cellular component: cytoplasm; neuron projection; plasma membrane. The record is from RefSeq and is a predicted model, not a curated record. Gene Ontology annotation, biological process: G protein-coupled receptor signaling pathway; regulation of G protein-coupled receptor signaling pathway; intracellular signal transduction. The transcript has 17 exons.